AUGGGUUUCUCAGAUGGUGAUCACGAAAUCGAUCCAAGAGCAGAUGGAGCAUCGAAUGAAGGUCCUGAAGGACCGCCAGGUCCUAAAGGUGACACUGGCGCUACUGGCGCACAAGGCCCGCAAGGUCCUAAAGGUGACAAAGGCGCUACUGGCGCUACUGGUCCGAGAGGUGUAAAGGGAGACAAAGGCGACACCGGCUCGCAAGGUCUGCGAGGUCCGCAAGGUCCUAAAGGCGACACAGGUCCACAAGGUGCUAAAGGUGACACCGGCUCGCAAGGUCCUAAAGGCGACACCGGCUCGCAAGGUCCUAAAGGUGACACAGGUCCACAAGGCCCUAAAGGAGACGCUGGUCCACAAGGUUCACGCGGAGCCAAAGGUGACAAAGGUGACAAAGGUGACAAAGGUGACAAAGGCGACACCGGUCCGCAAGGCUUGCAAGGCUCUGCCGGUCCGAGAGGGUCUACAGGUCCAAGAGGUUUACAAGGAGUGAAAGGUGAUAAAGGUGACAAAGGCGACACCGGCCCCGCCGGACCUCAAGGUCCGCAAGGCCCCGCCGGUUCAUCAGCGUCAGGUAGUAACAUCGAUCUCACAGAUUUGAAGAAGAAAAUAACUUUCACAAGCACACAUGGAGCCGAUAGACAGGUUACAGGUCUAAGCGAUCAACCACUCAAUGGCACCGCCGCUAUAAACGAAAACAAACUAAACACCGAACUCGCGAAGAAAGCUGAUACAUCGACUGUUUUGAACGGUUUGAGCGGUAAAGUUGAUACAUCAACAUUCAACACUGAGCUUGCUAAGAAGCUAGACUCAUCAGAUCUUUCAAACUACCUCGACAAAACAAAGGGUGGAGAUCUGAGUAAAGCUUUGAAAUUUGUCAGUUCUCACGGAGCUGAUAGACAGAUCAGCGGUCUAUCCGAUCAACCGCUUAACGGCAAUAAUACUUGUAAUGAGCUUGCUUUUAGUUACCUUUAG
Molecule: messenger RNA, 972 nt
Organism: Stylophora pistillata
Lineage: Eukaryota; Metazoa; Cnidaria; Anthozoa; Scleractinia; Pocilloporidae
Product: collagen EMF1-alpha-like
Source: RefSeq, a predicted model, not a curated record